AUGGGGGUGGCGAUCGAUUCCGAGAACGGUCAACGAAGACCCAUCCCAGCAACGGCCGUUUUGUUGCUUCCCGGAGUAAAUUCUGGAGGCUGUAGCAUUAGUUUCAACCCGAGGCACGAUAUUGAUUUGUAUAAAAUCGUUAAGGCCGGUGCGCAGACAAAGCUAGAAGGUUCAGGUCCAGUUCUAAGACCGCCAAGUAGGGACUUUGAAUGGCUCUUCGCUAUAGCAGAUAGAUCUCAAAUAUCCGGAGUCCUCCGACGUAUCUCCGACACCAUCGAUCCCAAGCUUGAUUCUGUCUUCAGAAUUUCAACGUUGCCUCCAAUUCAUAGCUUCAAGUUGGCAACCUGUCCUCUCGUACGCAUUCUUUCGCUUCUUGCUAUCUCAAAAUGCCCAAGACUCAGUGUUUGCGCAGUGUUUGCGCAGAGUCCAGUAUUUAUGUUCUACGGAGUAACUAAAGGCACGCAUUACAUUUGGACGCGUGCAAGGAACGUAUCAUGA
Molecule: messenger RNA, 498 nt
Organism: Laccaria bicolor S238N-H82
Lineage: Eukaryota; Fungi; Basidiomycota; Agaricomycetes; Agaricales; Hydnangiaceae
Exons: 7
Coding region: 1-498 (165 amino acids)
Source: RefSeq, a predicted model, not a curated record